Oncorhynchus nerka (sockeye salmon) is the source of this 2548-nucleotide messenger RNA. RefSeq names its product ATP-dependent RNA helicase DDX3X-like. The record is from RefSeq and is a predicted model, not a curated record. Gene Ontology annotation, cellular component: nucleus; P granule. Gene Ontology annotation, biological process: cell differentiation; gamete generation. The transcript has 18 exons. Gene Ontology annotation, molecular function: RNA helicase activity; RNA binding; ATP binding. The coding region runs from base 275 to 2509 and encodes 744 amino acids. NCBI's taxonomy places the organism in Eukaryota, Metazoa, Chordata, Actinopteri, Salmoniformes, Salmonidae.
UCCUGCUUCUAGCUUCCAUUACACCACGACACGCACCACCACCAGUUAGUAAGCGGUGUCGGUUUUAAAGGCUUUUGACCACCUAACUAUAGUGUCAUGAAAAUAAGCAAAAAUAAUUUACAGUAAUAUAAUAUAUCAACUGUAUCUUCAAGGUUCAUUCAUUCGGAAAUUGACAAAAGAAGAAAAGACGAGCGAAAUCUAAGGGACGUCGACAAACCGGCAAACAAAGAGAUCCCUUCUCGACGACAACAUUUUUCCUCAAUAUUCUUUAGUUAUGAGUCAUGUGGCCGUCGAAAAUUUACACGGUCUAGAACAGCAGCUUGCUGUCCUAGGCUUGAACAAUGCUGAUGGGCAGGGUGGAGGCACUGGCAGGACCUGUUACAUUCCACCUCAUUUACGGAACCAAGAGGCUUCCAAAAAUGCAGAUGCUUUCUCUAGACAGAGCGCUUUGUCAAUGGCACCAGGAAGCUAUAUGCCUGGCGGUUGGGACGGUGGACGCAACAAUGGCUUCGUGCAGAAUGGUUACCACGACAACCGCAUGAAUGGGGGCAACAGGUACAACAGUGGCCCGCCUCGCAUGGAGAGGGGCAGGGGGGGUGGAGGUUUCCGUGGCGGAAGGGGCGGGUCCUACAACCCGGUACAGCCUAUGCAGAAUGCCGGCAUGUUUGGAGUCUACGACAACAAAGAUGGCGGCGGCUGGAACACGACUAAAGAUGCCUACACCAGCUUCGGCGCACGUCCCGACAGGGGAAAGUCUGCUUUUUUCAACAACGGCGGGAGUGCACCCCGAGGAAGUUACCAGCGUGGAGGGUUUGGAGGCAGUGGAAACAGCCGCUGGGUGGAGGAGUCCAGGGAUGACGAGGACUGGUCCAAACCCACUCAGGCCAAUGAGCGCCUGGAACAGGAGCUGUUCGCUGGUGGCAACACAGGGAUUAACUUUGACAAUUACGACGACAUUCCCGUUGAGGCCACUGGCCAAAACUGCCCCCAUCACAUUGACAGCUUCCAAGACGUGGAGAUGGGAGAGAUCAUCAUGAGUAACAUUGCCCUGACCCGCUACACUCGGCCCACUCCGGUCCAGAAGUACGCCAUUCCAAUCAUCAAGAACAAGAGGGAUCUGAUGGCCUGUGCCCAGACAGGUUCCGGUAAGACUGCUGCGUUCCUGUUGCCUGUACUGAGUCAGAUCUACACUGAAGGCCCAGGAGAAGCCCUCGCUGCCCAGAAGUCUGGAGGACAGGACAACGGAAAGUAUGGUCGCCGUAAGCAGUACCCCCUCGCUCUGGUCCUGGCCCCCACCAGAGAACUGGCCCUGCAGAUCUAUGAAGAGGCCAGAAAGUUUGCAUACCGGUCCCGUGUGCGUCCUUGUGUGGUGUACGGAGGGGCUGACAUUGGCCAGCAGAUCAGAGACCUGGAGCGAGGCUGUCACCUGCUGGUGGCUACACCUGGACGCCUGGUGGACAUGAUGGAGAGGGGCAAGAUCGGCCUCGACUACUGCAAUUAUCUGGUGCUGGAUGAGGCUGACCGGAUGUUGGACAUGGGUUUUGAGCCCCAGAUCAGACGCAUCGUGGAGCAGGACACCAUGCCCCCUAAAGGCAUCCGUCAGACCAUGAUGUUCAGCGCUACCUUCCCCAAGGAGAUCCAGAUCCUGGCGCGUGACUUCCUGGAGGAGUACAUCUUCCUGGCGGUGGGAAGAGUGGGCUCCACCUCUGAGAACAUCACCCAGAAGGUGGUGUGGGUGGAGGACGGUGACAAGAGGUCCUUCCUCCUGGACUUGCUCAAUGCUACAGUCAUUCCGAGCGAAGUUCAGGACAAUGCAGGUGAAAACAUAGAGAAACCUGGUAAGAACUCUCUGACGCUGGUGUUUGUGGAAACCAAGAAGGGAGCGGAUGCCCUGGAGGACUUCCUGUACCGUGAGGGUUACGCCUGCACCAGUAUCCAUGGCGACCGCUCCCAGAGGGACCGAGAGGAGGCUCUGCACCAGUUCCGCUCGGGACGCUGCCCCAUCCUGGUCGCCACAGCGGUGGCUGCCCGUGGCCUGGACAUCUCCAAUGUCAAGCACGUCAUCAACUUUGACCUGCCCAGCGAUAUAGAGGAGUACGUCCACCGUAUUGGCCGUACUGGACGUGUAGGCAACCUGGGUCUGGCCACGUCGUUCUUCAACGAUAAGAAUGGCAACAUCACCAAGGACCUUCUGGACAUCCUAGUGGAGGCCAAACAGGAAGUACCCUCCUGGCUGGAGAGCCUGGCCUAUGAACACCAGCACAAGAGCAACACCCGCGGACGCUCCAAGAGGUUCACCUCUGGUGGCUUCGGAGCCAGAGACUACCGUCAGACCAGUGGCGGCGGCAGCACUGGAGGGUUCGGGGGUCGUGGUGGACGCCAGCCCGGUGGACAUGGAGGAAACCGUGGAUUCGGUGGCGGCGGUGGCUUUGGAGGCAACUUCUACACCAGUGAUGGCUAUGGAGGAAACUACACUCAUCAGGGGGGAGUGGACUGGUGGGGCAACUAAACAUCCCUCCAACCCUAUCCCCAUGUACCUACACCCCCU